AUGGAUCCAGUUAAGGCACAGAUGGUCGCGGAACUGGAAAUUGAAAUGAUGACAGACUUGUAUAACCGGUGAGUGAGAUGGAGGCAGUAAAGUAAGGCCUAAAUUUUAGAUUAGAUUUUUCUAGAUUUUCAUUUACUGUUGUCAAGCCUUGGUUAUGUAUAAUACGAGCAAUAUGUUAAGUGUGCGGAAAAGACAUCACUGUAAAUGAGUAUCACACCAAGUGUCUGUCAACUGAAACUCAAGGUUGGUAUUCUUCAUACAGCUGUACAAGCUUUUAAGACGAAAUGGAGAACAGUGAGAGACAGGAAAUUAUGGCUGACAGAGGAAGGGAAACUGUGUCAUUAAAAGACAUCCUUGUACAUUUCCUCUCUUUGUAUGCAGACAAACCUCAACCCAUUUGACCAAAAACAUACACGUUUUAAGGGCUAUUCCCUUUUUCUAUACAUACCCUCUCCUUCCCCCACCCCCCUCACCGUUAUUGACGAAAUUUUCUGAAGAGGUAUGAAAAAAUGGAACUCCUGCAGAUUGUAGGACAGAAGAGAAGAUUUCUAUAGGGGAAGUAAAAGAAAAGCAGAUAUAUGUUUAUUAGCACAUUUUUCUGACUGCAUUUUUUAGGCUGAGAAUCUACUCAGUGUCUACUGCCAUCUUGCCCUGAUUACCUAUGAUGCAACUAAUAGGAUGAAUCCCUCUAUUGACCAAGAUAAUUUCCCAGUGGUUUUCCAGUCAAACGUUCUUAUACCAUGCAUCUUUUUCAGAUUAACAGUAGCAUGUCAGAAGAAGUGUAUAUCCCCUAAGUACAAGGAAGGUGAUCUAACAAAAGGAGAGUCAGUGUGUUUAGAUCGGUGUGUUGCCAAGUAUUUGGAGAUUCAUGAUCGAAUUGGCAAGAAACUAACAGCAAUGUCCAUGCAGGAUGAAAAAUUGAUGAGUCAGCUUCAAGGACAAGGGCAAUCUAGCCAGUAG
Molecule: messenger RNA, 960 nt
Organism: Porites evermanni
Lineage: Eukaryota; Metazoa; Cnidaria; Anthozoa; Scleractinia; Poritidae
Source: the annotation of a GenBank genome assembly